This is a messenger RNA of Gavialis gangeticus (Gharial), 2032 nucleotides long. RefSeq lists its product as uncharacterized. Bases 409 to 1020 code for a protein of 203 amino acids. Lineage: Eukaryota; Metazoa; Chordata; Crocodylia; Gavialidae. The transcript has 7 exons. The record is from RefSeq and is a predicted model, not a curated record.
CCAUCACUAGAUAAAUAUUAAGUAUUUUCCAUCUUCAUGACAGCAUUACUAGAUAAUUGCACCACGCAAAACCUGUUUUUUUCAUGAGAGUUGACUUCAACAUUUAUUUCAUAGUUUUGUACCUUGAACACACUCUGCACAGUUCACAUUUGUAAUGUGCGAGGAUUUUAUUUUUGAAACAUCCAAAACUUCUAAAGUUGGACACCCUGUAUUGUGUGCUAGCAAUUUCUACAGUUGCUUCAUUAUAGACCAAUAAGAAGCUCAGGAAGCUGUGGGAGGAGAUAGAUAAUGAAUUUUAUCUUGUUGCUUAAGGGUAGAGCGAUCUUUUUCACUGUGUAAAGGAAAUACAGUGGAGAUUUUUAUUUGUUGUAUUUUUUUCCGCACCGUGGUUUAAAAUAAAAGAGAAAAAUGAAGGUGUACAAAAUUAUACUUCCUCUUCUACUACUGCUCUCAGGGUUUAAUGAUAAAUCUAAGAAUGUGUGUAUCAAAGUUGCUGCGCAGACAACAGAUGCAGUGAACCAGACAGAACAGAAUGCUUCAGCAACAUCAACUAGAGCUGAGAAGAUUAACAUCACAGAGACAACCACGGAGCACGCAUUGCCCUCACAGUCAAGCACAUUACCAAAGUACAGCCCAUUUUCAAUUCCUACAGAACUAGAGUUCCCAGAAAAUCACACUGAACACAGGCAUGUGAACAUGAUCGCUGAACCCACACAAGUACCUGAGAUGACUAGCAGACAUGAAAUCAGGAUGACCAGGGAAACUCUAGGACCCAUCAGGACAGACACACCCACUGCAGAACCCCCAGAGGCAAGACAACACUCUAAUCUAGUGAUGAUACUCAUCAUUGUCUUUGUAAUCCUUCUUCUUGCUCUCACGUUCUGUCUUUGUUACAUCUGGAUGAAGCUAAAGAAAGAUCAAUUUAACCUCAAAAGAGGAGAUACAAGCAGAGACGAUUCAAGCAUUCCGUUAAAAACUAUUGAAAUGCCAGCCUCAAAAUCAGAUGGAGAAAUGAAAUGAAAUUCCUCUCAGUUCAGAGCAAUUUAAUACCUCCUACAAAAAGAAUGAAUAUGACUGAAUCUUCCGGGAAAUCUGCUUAAUCAGAGAAAAUGGCACACUCAGUUGUGUAAACUCCUUUAACAGGACAUUUUGUGAAUCAAUAAAGCUAGACGCAAUAAUUAACAGAGGUUAAUUGUUGCUGGCUACUAUUAAUCUUCCCUUAUCCAUUUCCUUCUGUUCCUACUCCACUGUGACAUUGUUAAAAAGCCAAGUCCCCUAAUAUAGGGAUGUCUUCAAAAGGAAAUUACUGUGUUGUAGCUUGGCUGAGAAUUUACAGCCCACUAGUUACUCUGUACAAAAUCCCCGUAUAGACACCAUACAUCUUAGCAAUGCAGGAAGCUACCUUGCACAUAAACUACAGUAGGUUCACAUGAAGAGGUAAAGCAGAAUCGCUAUUACAUUGUAAAUUCAUAUCCUAGUUUACUGUGCCAAGAAGCAGUGUAAUUUAGUUUCUGCAGCACUUCAUGUUAUCACAACUAGAUGCAUCUGGGACCUGAGUUAUCUCUAAAAGCUCUAGCUUGUACAUCUGGCCUACACUGCAGUCCACAAUGUAAAGGUACCCUAAUAACAUCCAUGUGUAGGCACAUGUACUGUUUUCCAAUAGCUGAACCACAACACUGAAGCACAGGCUGGAAUCAAUAUGGACUUGUAUCAUUGUCCGCAGGAAUGGUGGAGGCACAGUGUCUCUCCCAGGUCCCCAGCAUGCAAGGCUAUUAUGUCUCUUCCUUUUCUUUGUCCCUCUCCCCUUCCUUUGAGGUGGCUUGCAGCACUGCACAUAACCAGAAGGAAAGUGUUAUAGAUGAUGCAGCACUUGUGCUAUCCUGAGUGUAGAGACUAGGAUAUUCCCGCUUCUACAGGGCACAACUAGAUAGGCCCCUAUGGCGCCAUUGUUGCCGUGCCAUUAUUUAGUACUUUCUUCUGGAAAUACUAAAUGACAGUGCAGUAACAGCCUGUACUGCGUCGUGCUGGUGGC